UUCAUUUUGCUAAACCACCCACCCACAGUAGCCAAGAACGAUCCUGUAAUUUUAACGCUGUAAUUAGUGAAAACAGUUGUCUGGGAAGUGAAUAUGUCUUACCAACUGUACCGGAACACUACACUCGGCAACACCCUGCAGGAGAGCCUGGACGAACUGAUACAGUAUGGACAAAUCACUCCACAGCUUGCCGGGCGAGUUUUAGUCCAAUUUGAUAAAUCUAUCAACGCGGCGCUGUCGAAUCGGGUAAAGUCCCGAGUCACUUUCAAAGCAGCUAAACUCAACACCUACCGCUUCUGCGACAACGUCUGGACGCUGAUGUUAAACGAUGUCGAAUUUCGGGAAGUGCACGAGUUCGCACGGGUGGAUAAAGUCAAAAUCGUUGCUUGUGAUGGCAAAAAUGUUAGCACAGGCGAUGAACCAAGCAGAUAGUGCAAACGUAUAUAUUCUCGGUUUAAUGUUUUCCACCUUUCCGGAUUCAGUUGGAAGCCCUUCUUGCUGGAGUGUUUUCACGACUUAGUGUGUAAGAGUGCUUCUAUAGGCAUUUGAACGAAUAUUACGCAAAUACCAUUUACCGAUAAUUGUAAAUCGCUUCAAUAAAACAUUUUAAUUUGG
Molecule: messenger RNA, 615 nt
Organism: Anopheles moucheti
Lineage: Eukaryota; Metazoa; Arthropoda; Insecta; Diptera; Culicidae
Gene: TfIIA-S
Product: transcription initiation factor IIA subunit 2
Exons: 3
Coding region: 94-432 (112 amino acids)
Biological process (GO): RNA polymerase II preinitiation complex assembly; transcription initiation at RNA polymerase II promoter
Cellular component (GO): transcription factor TFIIA complex
Molecular function (GO): RNA polymerase II general transcription initiation factor activity; TBP-class protein binding
Source: RefSeq, a predicted model, not a curated record